This is a messenger RNA of Gekko japonicus, 1480 nucleotides long. RefSeq names its product prostaglandin reductase 1 (gene PTGR1). Gene Ontology annotation, cellular component: cytoplasm. Gene Ontology annotation, biological process: prostaglandin metabolic process. The coding region runs from base 83 to 1072 and encodes 329 amino acids. The transcript is spliced from 10 exons. Gene Ontology annotation, molecular function: 15-oxoprostaglandin 13-reductase [NAD(P)+] activity; 2-alkenal reductase [NAD(P)H] activity. NCBI's taxonomy places the organism in Eukaryota, Metazoa, Chordata, Lepidosauria, Squamata, Gekkonidae. The record is from RefSeq and is a predicted model, not a curated record.
GUGAAACGGAGUAACUUUGCAUUCCUAGCUUCCAGGCACAACUGCUGUUGUGUGGGUUUGUGGUGAUCAGAGAUUUUGAAAGAUGGUGCAGACAACAUUUUGGGCUCUGAAGAAGCAUUUUGAAGGCUUCCCUAAACUAAGUGAUUUUGAGCUCAAAGAGGCAGAAUUACCAGCACUGAACAAUGGAGAUGUGCUGCUCGAAUCUGUGUUCCUCAGUGUUGACCCCUACAUGAGACCCUACAGCAAGUUAAGGAUGAAGGAAGGGGAUGUGAUGAUAGGAAGCCAAGUGGCAAGGGUUGUGGAAAGCAAGGAUCCUGCAUAUCCUGUAGGGACCUUUGUUGUGGCUGCUGCAGGCUGGAUAACUCGCUUUGUUUCCCGCGGCAAAGAUUUACAGCGAAUGACCCCUGACUGGCCAAAGGAGCUUCCCAGAUCUCUGGCUCUUGGAACAAUUGGCAUGCCUGGGCUUACUGCAUAUUUUGGCCUUUUUGAGGUUUGCAAGAUUAAAGCGGGAGACACCGUACUGAUCAACUCUGCAGCUGGCGCAGUGGGCAGCGUGGCUGGUCAGAUUGCUAAACUGGCUGGUUGCGAAGUGGUGGGCUGUGCAGGUUCGGAUGCAAAAGUGGCCUUUCUCAAAAAUCUUGGCUUUGAUGCUGCCUUUAAUUACAAGACAGUCGGAUCUCUGGCGGAGGCUCUGAAGAAAGCAUCUCCCAAUGGUUACGACUGCUUCUUUGAUAACGUGGGAGGCGAGUUUAGCAGCGUUGUCCUGGAGCAAAUGAAGAAAUACGGGAGGAUUGCAGUAUGUGGUGCUAUCUCGUUGUACAAUGACCAAGAGAUCCAAAAAGGACCUUAUGUCCAGCUCCUUAUGAUCCGGAAUGAGCUCCGCAUGGAAGGCUUCCUGGUAACACAGUGGGAAAACAGGAAGGAAGAAGGUCUGAAAGCUCUGUUGAAAUGGGUCAUGGAGGGAAAAAUUAAGUGGGAAGAAUACGUCACUGAAGGAUUUAAGAACAUGCCAGCAGCAUUUUUAGGAAUGCUAAAGGGAGACAACACCGGCAAGGCAAUCAUAAAAGUGUAAAAGGCACAUGGCUCUUCCUUCCAAUAAUUUUAGCACACUGAAUUCCUACCUACACCUUCUUUAAUUGCACAUUGUCUCUUGGCCAGAAGCUCAUUCAUAAACAUGCUUGAUUUUGUAAUAAAACAGACAUAAGCUAAUAUGACACAGUUAUGGCAACAGCCUUGGUUAGUUUAUUGCAUCAGAUCCAACAGUCAAACUAGCUACAGUGGAAGCUGAUGGGUGUGUUGAAACCUGAAUCUGUGAUCACUUAACUGAGUCCCCCUUGUAACUUCCUAUGGCUGCUGUUUGCAUAGAAAACAGGAAGCUCCCACAUUAAUGGUGCUCAUUCCAAGACCAGCUCAGGGUAGUCCAGGUAGGGAUGCCAGCUUCUAGGGGGAAAUUCAGCAACAACAUCCGUGACAAAAACAA